CGGCGCGCUCGCCGCCGCUAGCCCGCCUCCUCCUCGCCGCCGGCCGGCACCCCCGCGGACACGGAGGCGCGGCGCUUAUCCAUUCGCGGUACAAGGCGUACAGCCUCUCUCUCCCCCUGCGCUCGCUAGUGGCUAGCUUUCCGUCCUUCUGAUGCUGCUGCUUACUCCCCCUGAUGUGCGCAGGAGCGGCGGGGAUGCUGGAAAAUCGGUCGGGCGUUUAGGAAUUCCGCACUCGGAGGACGGGAGCCGAUUUUUUUUGUUCCUUUUCCUGGGGGAUUUCUGCGUGGGGGGAGCUGGAUCGGGUUUUGCCCAAAUGGUGGUGCCAUGAAAAUGGCGGCGAAUUCAGGGGCCGUGAGCUGCCAUCGGUGUGGCCUGUGGUCGAAUUCGUCGGCCCCGGUUACCGUGAACGCCCCGAUGAGGUCUCUGCGGGUUAGAGCGCAAUCCGUGUAUUUGGAUUACCCUGCCAGGACGACCGAGCAGCAGAAGAGUGGGGGCAAUUUGGUGGUGAUGCGGCCUAGGGAUGGUGAUUUCUUCAGGGGGAAGAACGAGGGUGGUCUCGCGGUUGCGCAGCCAGACCGGCUGCCGCAGGAUGGUUUCCGGAAGGUGGCAGCUGAUCCUGAGAAGAAGGAUGUGUUACCACUCCAUGCUAAGAUGGGGAAGGCGAUGGUUGAGAGCAGUGAGGGAAUGGAUCUGGAGAGCCUCUCAGAACAUGGAGGGAUGCGCUACGGAGACAGCCUUCGCAGGUACUGCAACAGCGGGAAGCUCAUUCAGGCCUGCUGUGUGAUGGAUGAGAUGGUGCUCCAUGGUGAGAUUCCGGAGUCGAAGUGCUGCGUUAGGAUAAUCCGCGGCCUUGUCAAGACCGGCAAGGCGAACAAGGCUAGGCAUGUUCUUGAAGUUAUGGUGCUUUCGGGCGGGGUUCCAGACACCAUCAGCUGCAACAUGUUGAUCGCGCAGCUUUGCCGUGGUGGGCAGCUGAGCUCGGCGCUGCAGGUGCUGGAAGACAUGAGAUUUAGUGGCUGCUCUCCUAGUGGCAUCACUUUUAAUACUUUGAUUAGGUGCAUGUUCAACCAGCGUCUGUAUGAUAGGGCGAUCUCCUUCUGGAAAGAGCAGUUGAGGUUAGGUUGGCCACCGUAUGUAAUGACAAGCACCUUGCUUGUUGAUCUUGUUUGCAAGAAGUGUGGUCCUCAGAAGGCCAUGGAAGUCUUAGAUGAGCUUUCUUUGGAAGGAUGUCAACCAGACAUCGUCACCUACAAUGCUCUCAUCAGUGCAACAUGCAAGGCAGGCAGGCUGAAUGAUGCAAAGAUCAUCAUAACUCGUCUUAUUGCUGAAGGGCUCAAACCAAAUGGUACUACCUACUGCAUCUUACUCCAUGCCCUCUGCAACAAGAGAAGGUGGGAUGAAGUAUGCGACUUGCUUUCUGACAUGAAACAAGCAAAUUGUGAUCCUGAUGUUACAACCUACAAUAUCUUUAUCAACUACUUCUGUAAGCAUGGGCAUCUGGAUGAGGCAAUUGAUGUGUUGGAGAAGAUGGUUGCCAACAAUUGUUCUCCUGAUAUAGUGACCUGCAACACACUCCUGAAUGCCAUCUCCAAAAAGGGUAUGGUUGACGAAGCUCUUGGGAUUGCUCGCUACAUCAGAGAAAACGGAUACAAGUCGGUUCUCAUCACGUACAAUACUCUCAUAGAUGCUUUAGCAAAGAAGGCUGAAGUUAAGAAAGCUAUGGUUCUGUUUGAUGAGAUGGUUAUUGAUGGGAUCAGUCCUGAUGACAUCACAUACGGUUCACUUGUCAUGGGCUUUUGCAAGAAAAACAUGGCUGACGAGGCCCUGGACCUUUUGAAUCAGAUGCUCACUCUAGGCUUUGAAGUUAAAACAACUACCUUUGUCAUGGUGAUCAAUGCAUUAUGUAGAGAUGGUAAAGUGGAAGCUGCUGCUGAAAUAAUUAAAGUAAUGUUAUCAAAAGAUACUAUCCCCAGGAAUUCAUUUUGUUCAUCCGUAAUCACAAAAAUUGCCAAAUCAGGCUGGACUAAAGAGGCAGAGAUGCUCCACCAGAAGCUAACUGAGUGUAAGAUCCUUAAAGAAGAUGCUCAGGUUAUUUUGAGCAGCUAGUAGCUGGAGUGUAAGAUUAUACAAUUAUUUAUUAGCAUGAAACAUGCAGCUCAGCUAAUUCAGCAGAUAAAUCCUGGAAGUUGUGCAUAAUGUCCUGGAAGAGGCAUCCUGACGAUAGUGAGUGAGCCCGCUGACCCAAAACUGUACCUUGAUGCUCUCACACCAUAAUAGUUGUUGAUGAAAUGGUGGCCCUUCUUUCCUUAUGCUACUGCGACAAACAAAUUUCAGUGGAAGAAAGGAGGGCAUUGUGGAUGUUGUCAGUUGUCACUACGCAUGAUGGGAUGAUGUGCCCUUGUUGUACCCACGGUUACUAGUACUCCAAGCAACAUCUUUUGGAUUUUUGCAUAUAUAUAGCUGUUGGAGUUGGACUGACUGAUGCCUGUAGCGUUAGAGUUCCCUGAUGUUUUAGGUGCAGUUUGAAUUCGCCAUCUCUCUAUUUAUAUAAGUGAGGCUGUUGGUUGCAUCUGUAUUUGAAUUGAAUGAUCAAUGUUUAAAUAAUACCAAAGAAAGGGAAAAACA
This is a messenger RNA of Oryza brachyantha (malo sina), 2625 nucleotides long. Its product is annotated as pentatricopeptide repeat-containing protein At1g08610. The transcript is spliced from 2 exons. Gene Ontology annotation, molecular function: protein binding. Bases 325 to 2106 code for a protein of 593 amino acids. Lineage: Eukaryota; Viridiplantae; Streptophyta; Magnoliopsida; Poales; Poaceae. The record is from RefSeq and is a predicted model, not a curated record.